AAAGUUGUACAUAUCAAGUCUCGUUGUGCUCUGACGCCUGUCUUUGUUGACUUGCAAAAAUUAUGUCGGAUCACAGGCAUGGGCACAGUUGCGAGGGUGAGCACCAGCAUGAUGAAUCCCCGGAAAUGGGGGUGCAGUACAGUCUGUACACCAAAAUAGACAAGGAAAAUUUGGAAUGUCUGAACGAGGAGACGGAAAACAGUGGCAAAGAUGUAUUCAAGCCCUGGGAGCAAAGACUGAAUUUUGAGAAGUUUGUUGAGAGCGAUUGUGAUGAAGAACUGCUAUUCAAUAUUCCGUUUACCGGCAACAUUAAACUAAAAGGAAUUAUUGUUGUUGGCGCUAAUGACGACUCUCACCCGUCCAAAAUGAAACUUUUCAAGAAUAGACCGAAAAUGACUUUUGAUGAUGUCGGCGUCAAAGUAGACCAGGAGUUUGAUAUGCAGAGAGACCCGACAGGGCGUCUAGAGUACUCUCCAAAGGUUGUGACCUUUUCUUCUGUGCACCACUUGAGUAUUUACUUCCCAAAGAACUUCAGCGAUGGAGAGGAAUCGACUAGAAUUUAUUACAUCGGUCUGAAAGGAGAAUUUAGCGAGGCUCACAGACAUGGAGUGACAAUCUGCAAUUACGAAGCCUGGGCCAGUCCUUCUGACCAUAAAGUGGAUCAGGGUGACACAGUUUCCAAGAUGAUUCAGUGAUUUUUCUAAUAAAUUGCCUUGAAUGACUCACA
Cloeon dipterum is the source of this 727-nucleotide messenger RNA. Its product is annotated as PITH domain-containing protein GA19395. NCBI's taxonomy places the organism in Eukaryota, Metazoa, Arthropoda, Insecta, Ephemeroptera, Baetidae. Gene Ontology annotation, cellular component: nucleus. The coding region runs from base 63 to 695 and encodes 210 amino acids. The record is from RefSeq and is a predicted model, not a curated record. The transcript has 5 exons.